This is a messenger RNA of Exophiala oligosperma, 2512 nucleotides long. RefSeq lists its product as uncharacterized. The record is from RefSeq and is a predicted model, not a curated record. The transcript is spliced from 8 exons. Gene Ontology annotation, biological process: basic amino acid transport; transmembrane transport. Gene Ontology annotation, molecular function: basic amino acid transmembrane transporter activity. Gene Ontology annotation, cellular component: fungal-type vacuole membrane. NCBI's taxonomy places the organism in Eukaryota, Fungi, Ascomycota, Eurotiomycetes, Chaetothyriales, Herpotrichiellaceae. Bases 110 to 1801 code for a protein of 563 amino acids.
AAUGACGAGCUUGACGAACCUCAUGGACGAAAAUUUGUAAUGUACGGAGGAUUGUGCAAAGAUCGUGACAUCCGUCUGCUUGGAGGUUGGAUGCAAGACAGAGGAGAGAAUGUCGGCCGUGAAACUACCCAACGAAAGGAGCCGCUUGCUUCGGUCGGAUACUGAAUCACUACCUGAGGAAUCCUCGGUGGUUGACCAUGAAUCAGUAUACGACGAGGAAUACCAUAGUCAGUCGAUCCGUCGACUCUCUUCCGCAAAUCUUCCACCUUAUCACGAAGACUAUCCUGCCACGGAAGAGCCGUCGUCGACGAUUGCAAUUUGGACCGUGGUUCCUGUGUCUCUCCUUGGCGUUUUUGUCGCAAAUGCCGAUGGGUCGCUCGUCGUCGCUUCAAGUCAGUACAUCUCUUCGGAAUUUGACCAACUCAACAAAGCAUCAUGGUUGAUCAUGAGUUUCGCAUUGGGCGUCUGUGCGAGUCAACCGCUCUAUGGUAAAUUAAGCGAUAUCUUCGGUCGCAAGGUAAACUUGGUCGCCGCGUAUAUUUUCUUUACAGCGGGAUGCUUUCUCUGUGGCAUUGGAAAAAAGUAUUGGCAUGUGCUCGCGGGCCGAGCCAUAUCGGGAGUUGGGGGAGCAGGAAUGACAGCACUCGUGUCUGUCAUCAUAGCGGAUAUGGUUCCUGUCCGCGAUGUCGCUACAUGGAGAAGCUAUGUCAACGUUGCUGCCACUUCGGGUCGCUCUCUGGGCGGCCCUGUCGGUGGAUGGCUCACUGAGACUGUCGGCUGGAGAUGGUCCUUCUAUGGACAAUGUCCACUCACCCUUAUCGGACUACUUCUUAUUCUAUGGAAACUUCCCCAUAAGACUAACCAAACUGGAAAUCAAGUCAGCCAGUCUUUCUCCCAGAAAUUUGGAAGAGUUGACGGAUUUGGCGCCAUCACAUUGGCCGGCUCUAUCUGCUCAUUCCUACUCCUACUACAGACAAGCACAAACGGAGCGUCGUGGCAGUACCAACUGGCAUCAGGAUUGUCCUUCGUAGUGCUCUCAGCCGGUUUUAUUGCGAUCGAAUACUCCCUUGUCGCCGAACCAAUCCUGCCAUUGGGGUUGCUGGCGAAAAGAGCAGUCCUCACAUCAUACUUGGUGGCUGGAGCUCAAAUUGCAGCACAAUUUUCAAUGUUCUACCUCGUACCAAUAUAUUUUCAGCUUGCCGGACUCUCUGUCUCUGCUGCAGGGUUGCGACUUGUACCGGCCGUGGUCGGUAACGCAGUAGGUGGUUUGAUCUCUGGUUAUGUCAUCCAAGCAACUGGCCGCUACAAAGGCCUGACCGUUUCCGCAAGUACAGCAGCAUCAGUUGGCUAUCUAUUGAUUCUGCUUCGAUGGCAUGGCACGACCCACUGGGUUGAAUUGAGUUAUUUUCUCCUUGGUGGGUUUGGCUCUGGCGUUCUUCAGUCGACCAGCUUCGUCCAUCUGGCGGCGAGCCUGGACCAAUCUGAGAUCGCUAUUGCUGGAACUUGUUUGUAUCUGACGCAGAACAUCUUCAUGCUGGUGGGUAUCCAAGGGGCUACCGCUGUUCUGCAGCCACACCUCAAAGCGAGCCUUGAACGGGACCUGAGUGGAGUGGAAAAUAAAGCUCAGAUAAUCACGAAAGUUACCUCCAAUAUCGAACUCAUCUGGCAGUUUCCCGAUUAUAUCAAAAAGACGGUCCUCCGGGACUAUUUCGAUAGCUUGACGGCAGCAUAUGGUAUCUCGUUGGGGUUUGCAGUGGUGGGAUUGAUGCUAGGGUUCACUAUCAGAGCCCGCAAGAUAUAAGUUCGGGUCUGCCAAACUAAACAUCCACUCUGACUCCAGAGAACCUUUGUGAUCUUCAAUUUCAGCUCACAGCAUUAUUUGCUCUUACAUAGGUGGUCGUACGGUGGUAUAGUCAAUCGGGAAGACGAACAGCUAAUGCUCAGAAAUUUCCAUUUGGGGUGAGUGUAGUAGCCAGGCAUGAAGGGUGGCUUUACAAUAGUGGGAUGUCAGUCUAUAUGUCUGAUACCUGCAUAUCAACCAGGUCGUAUUCUUUUGGAGUUCGCCUCCCAACAUCAUGCUGGAGUGGCCGUCUCGUGACUGCGCUAGGCCACGGCAUGAAGUGCCUCGCGACGCGAGACCGAAUUGGGAUCAAAGUAAGGCUUCUCUCCCAACGACACAACGCGAUUCCCCUGGCGUUUGCCGGUAUAAUCGUUCGUUGCCGUGUGGAAAACGGAGCGGUUGUCCCAGAUCGCCAGGUCAUUCUCGUUCCAUCGGAAGCGUACCUGCAAAUCAUGAUUCUCAGUUAUCAACUGCAAGAAGUACUCCUUCAGAAUCUCGCUUUCUCUAGGUGUGACAUUAUCAAUCCAACCAGCCGCAAUUUGAUGACCCGCUCCGAAAAGACUCUUCCAACCUGUGACUGGAUUGGUGCGGACUACAGGACUGAAUGAAGUGAAGUCAAGCCCAGUAUUUUCCGGAGCUCCACGGUCUUGGUCAAUAAGUUCUUCUCCAAAC